Molecule: messenger RNA, 1146 nt
Organism: Lepus europaeus (European hare)
Lineage: Eukaryota; Metazoa; Chordata; Mammalia; Lagomorpha; Leporidae
Product: basic salivary proline-rich protein 1-like
Exons: 2
Coding region: 1-1146 (381 amino acids)
Source: RefSeq, a predicted model, not a curated record
AUGGAGAGACAGGCCAUCGAGAGCAGCACGAGAGGAGAGGAGAGGCCCGGGUUCUCCUCGUGCGGCCAGAGACCGCGCCAGAGCCCCCCCCCCCCCCCAGGCUGGGAUUCCUUCCUCCAGCACCCGCGCAAACCCACCUGGCGCUGGCCAGCCCACCUGCGACCCCCGGGCCCCGCUCCAGGGGCGCCGACCACCCUGCCGCCCCCGCCCGCAGCGCCUCCGCGCCAGACCUUCACGCCCUUGGCGUGGGGCUCCUACUCGCCCCGCCACCUGCCCCAGACCCUCUGCGGUCCCCGCGCGCCCCCACACCGGGAAGUGAUGCCCCCUUCCGGCCCAAGGCCGCUGACCGAAAACUCACCUGGUCUUCGCCUCCUCCAACCUCCUCAUCACCGCCACCCACCCGCCCCACGGCCCGCUCGCCGGAGCCACUCACCGGCCGCGCCGUCUCCUCGGCGGCCUCCCGGCGGAGCAACCAAGGGGCCGCGGGGGGCCGGGCCGCCGCUGUCGCCGCCGCCGCCGCCGCCGCCUCGCCUCAGCCCAGCCCCAUCGCCCUCGGCCGGCGCUGGCGGCCACGGGUCGCUCGAGCUCGAGGCGCCGCCGCCGCCGCCGCGCGCUGCGGCUCGGGGUGAGCGGAGGGCGGCGCCGCGGCAGGGCCCGGGCCGGGCGCAGGGGCGUCCGCGCUCUCCUCGGCGCCCGCGGCGGCGGCGUGCAGCCGGGCAGGACAGAACAAGGGAGGGCGGCGAGCGGAGGCGCUGGGGAGGGGGGCGGUCUGUACUCGAAACGGCCUCCCGCCGCCGGCGACGGAGCGAACCCCCCUCCCCUAGGCGGCAGCGUCCGGAGCACGCUGCGGGGAGAGCCGGCGGGCAGGCGGGGGAGCGCGCGCGCGGCGAGCUCGGGACUCCCGCGCCGGAUGUGAGGUCACGUGAUUGCCUCAUCCCAGCGCCGAGGCCGGAGGGGCGCGGAGGGGACGUCAGGGGAGGGGCGGGGCGAUGUCAGGCCCCGCCCACCUUCCCGCCUUCAGACCCCCGGAGGCCGGGACGGAACGGACCCGUGGGGGACAGCGCUCCUAGGCAGACGAGUGUCGGACAGGAAUUUGCUAAUGGGAGGAGGUGCAAUUUGCCCCUCUGUGUGAAGACAAGAUCAUAA